Messenger RNA from Asterias rubens (European starfish), 5839 nucleotides. Its product is annotated as octopamine receptor-like. The record is from RefSeq and is a predicted model, not a curated record. Gene Ontology annotation, molecular function: G protein-coupled receptor activity. The coding region runs from base 748 to 1926 and encodes 392 amino acids. Gene Ontology annotation, cellular component: membrane. Gene Ontology annotation, biological process: adenylate cyclase-activating adrenergic receptor signaling pathway. Lineage: Eukaryota; Metazoa; Echinodermata; Asteroidea; Forcipulatida; Asteriidae. The transcript has a single exon.
CGAGCUUGUUCAACGUUUGACUCUGUCAACCAUGUUUUUAGCGAGAGCUGUUCGGUACAAGCUAAGGUAGGUCGACUGAAACUCUCUUUCCGCAGUGCAAGUUAUUGCUCUUGGUUAUCACGCCCGGUGAAUGCUAAUAAUCCCUGGUUCACCAGCAACGAACUGUGAUUGGCUGCUGGUGAUGAGGCUUUUCUGUAAUGACGCAUGCGUGUGUCUUCUCUGCUCUGGCCAAGAUACGUCGCUGUAGCUGUGGUGAUGUUGUACUGCUACACACAGUGAAACAUUGAUGAUGAGCAUGGUGCGUGUGUGUGUGUGUGAGAGAGCUUGAUUCAUAAAGCGUGGCUUUGAUGGGCCCGCAUCUCAGUCACGGGUACUGCAUUGGGGCUAGCCGUACUGUAUUACAAGUGCAUCGGACAUGCCAGUAUCAGAUGAGUUGUGUCCCUCAGUGACGAGUCAGAUCGGAUAAUAUUCAACCACCUCGGGAGGUUACCCUUGAUUUCUUCCAACGCACGCGGGGACAGCUUUUUUUGACGACAUUACCGGCAGGGAGGAAAACACCAUGCCUUGUUCCUCGCUACUACUAUAAAAAUCGAGAUGAAAGCCUCAUUUCGGCAGUCACUGUGGAGUAAUUCAGAGAUGUGAUUUCAUGAGGAGAGACAGAGAAUUGAGUGCAAGCCACUAUUAUUAAACGAAGCUCAGAUACUGUUGUACCGUUCUAGAUGUUUGACUGAGGAAACCUUUUUGAGAAUGGAUAACUCAAGUUUCCCGAAUCCGUUCGGUAACUUGACGGUGGAGGACCCACAGAUUGACAUUGCGAUGACCAUCUUAAAGGUGGCCCUGCUCACACCCAUCAUUAUCUGUGGGGUCAUCGGCAACCUCCUUGUCUGUAUCUCCGUCUUCAAGUUCCGCAACCUCCGUAUUGUGGCCAACUAUUUCAUCGUGUCGCUGGCCGUGGCCGACCUAGCCGUCAGUUCGGUGGUGAUGCCCCUCGGUCUCUACCAGGAGGUGGUCGGUGGGCUCUGGUAUCUCGGCCCCAUCAUCUGUGACGUCUGGGUCUCCAUGGAUGUCCUGACGUGUACUUCCUCCAUCUGGAACCUCUGCGUGAUCUCAGUGGAUCGCUUCUUGGCCAUCACACGUCCCAUCCAGUACGCUAUCAAGAGAACACCCAUCAUGUCUCUAAUCACCAUCCUAUCCACCUGGGGACUAUCGUUUCUGAUCUCAAUCCCUGCUCUAGUCCUAGUCGGUGGCUACGAUGCCAUGGCUUCGCAUGAAUGUCAACUCAAUAUCAGCCCUAUAUUCCAAGUCGGAUCUUCCUGCCUUUCCUUCUACGUUCCAUGUUUCGUUCUUCUCAUUGUAUAUUACAAAAUAUUCCGCUCCGUGCAGAAACUGGGCCGACGAAAGCCCGGUGGCAGUAUCAAAUACCGCAAGGGUCCUGCCUACAAGAACGGCGUCGGUGCUGGCAAAACAACUCUCGUGACGAAGUUCGUCAACGAAAAGACGGAGAAUUUCGCCACUCUGUGUGACAAGCAAGAACAAUCGUCAAGUGGGGAGGUGGAAAAGCAGCACGAUCGGAAGUCGCACGAGGCGAGUUCGGGUGAGAGGACGGAGUCCAGGACUAAGCGCAUCUCGGUAGCCAGGGAACGUAAGGCCACCUCGGUCCUCUCCAUCGUAGUGACUGUCUUCAUUUGCUGCUGGCUACCUUUCUUCAUUACGAACGUUGUAAUCGGACUGUGUCCCCACUGCGAGAUCACCCACGCGACCUAUGCCACGGUCACCUGGCUGGGGUGGGUCAACUCGGCCGCUAACCCCGUCAUUUACACCAUCUUUAACCGAGACUUUCGCAACGCUUUCAAGAGGCUGAUUUUCUGUUGUGCAAGUGAUUCGUACAAGAGGCGGCAGUAUCUCUCCACGCUGACUAAUUACUAAUAAAUGAAGACAUUUGCAUCAACAUCAAGAGCCACUGAUGAUGCUGUGAUGACUUGAUACCGGAAGUUUCCUCAUUAGGCCCAAAUGCUUGGCCUAAUGAUAGAACAAUUAUUGUGCUAGAGUCAUUAUAUAUGCGUGUUGUCACUGUCCAAGAAAAUACUAAUAGGGAAGUUGACGAACAAUUAUCCGGUUAUAUUGUCACGUACAAGUAAUAUUAUUCCACAAGUAUUUUAUAGUACAAAAGUAUAAUGAACAAAAUUACUGCUCAAACAAUUAUUUUAUACAACCUUUUUUUCUUUAUAAUCAUUUGGGUGACUGAGCGUUGUUGAUUCAUUGUACAAUCGCUUGUCGUAUGAGUCCUAAAUAGGAAAAGUCACUGUGCCCAUUGGCUUUCGAUUACAUUUUUUUCUAAGAACAAUCCUGUCACUUGAUAUAUUAUAACAAUUACCAUGGCCCAAUAAAACACCUGCUUAAACAAAAUGACAAAAUGGAACACAUUUGGCUGAAUAGAUCUAAGUCUACUGAGACUUGUCAGGUAUUGUAUAAGAGAUGUCUGUGAAUACAUGCGAUAAUAUUUUGUGAGCCACAGGGGGUGAUUCUUUGAAGACGGAUUCGACAAUUAUUUUUCUGGAAUGAAAGUUGCCCGAAGCCGGUAAAAGUUGUUGCUACUCCGUUAAUUGCCAACUAGUUAAAAGGUGCAUCACCCGAUCUGUCUGCAUGCCAAAGCAAUAUUUAACACAAAUAAUAGUAUAAACAAUCGACAUUGCAAUAGCUUUUUUUUAAAACCUUUAUUUGAGAUACUAAAUGAAUUUAGUAAGAGUGGGUUCAGAAGUACAAUUUUACUUAUUGCAACCCUUUAUAACACCAUUUCGCAUUACCGGCAGUAGAUGUUUUCACAGGUUUUCCGUGCAUUAUGCUGGACAAUAUUAAUUAAAGCUUUUUGUAUACUUUCAAAACACUUUCACCUCCCCUCAAUUAUAUGCCUAACUUGACCACAAAAAUCAUAUGAUUUUCAAUUAUCCUGUGUGUUUAUCUGUAACCAAAAUGCAACAGACUUGAUAAAAUAAGAAGAUGAUAUACAUAGAUAUAGACUGGAUGUGGUUCAUGCUUUUAAAAGAAAUCAAUGCAGUGCUUGUAGUUUUCCCAUACAUUUGUUUUAUUUCCUGUGGGAUAUCAAACAUCAUUGGAUGAGAAGAAAUGGAAAAGAAACAUGAUCCUUUGGGAAUGUAUUGCCGUUUGCUUUCCAGUUGAUUGUUUGCUCCAAAAUCAUUUCAGAAAAACCUCCCCAUCAACCGUCGUGUUGUAUUUGACAUUUGGAUUUCUAAGUGUCCAGAUUUUGUUAUGUUUACUAUUUUAUUUUGUUUUUAUUUUGGAGGUGGAUGUUUUUUUUAUUUUUUAGAAGAACAGCUUUUUUCAUCCUUUGUUGUUCCUAAAAAAAGUAAUUAAAGACAACCUCAGCUUAUAAUUGUCAUUACGUAUUGAUAAAUACAAGUGUUAAUAACAGGUCUUCAUGUAUUGGUAUAUAGGUCUGAGAUAUCUUCUAACACCCGCUUGUAGAAAAAGCUAUCGGACUCGGGGACAUAUUAACCUAGUAAAGGUAUGACACAUGAUUGAUUGUGACCCGGUAUGUUUUAAAACUGAAAUUAAUUUCCAUAGACUUUAACACCAGCACAAACUUGCUGAGCGUGUUUCUGACAUAUCUCCAUUUAAGAAGCAGGCCUCCUUUUUAACGAAUCUCAAUUCGUCCUGACCAAAUCGGAACACUCAGAUUGCGAACGUGCGCUGAAUCGCUAAACAGAAUACAAACUGUUUAUCGGUCGGUUUCUAGCAAACCAGACCCAGUUUUGGGGAGACAUUUGCUCAAGAUUUCCGAUAGCUUUGGUCGAGGAGAGCGAGAGUAUUAAAAUGGUCGCACUCCGGAUGUAAAUCAAUGAUGGGUCAAACCUUCUAACUGUUGGAUGUUAAUUGAACAUGUCAUUACUCGUCCGAACAAUUACAUUAUUCCAUAGCUGUGUUUUUGUCAUUGCUAGCCUGAGAUAUGAUUGGUAUACUAGUUAAUUUAACUUAACCAGUUUUAUAGUAUAAUAGGGUUGGUACAAACCAGGCUCUCUUUAGUAACCAGCAGCGUUUCUAUUAUGACUGCCAUAUUAAUAUAAUAUCUUGCUCUAGUUGAGUUAUGCGUGGCAACAAUAUGACUAUGAUGUUCAUGUUUGGAUUGUGAUUGCCAAAGUGAAGAUCAUGCUGACAGCAUUUGGGCGACAAUUCUGAAUUGGGUUACGUCUUUCGAACGUACCUUUAACCGAACAAGAAAUCAACAUACUGUGCCCAAUUUCAUAGAACUGCUCAUAAGCAGAAAAUGUUGCUUAAGUAGAGUGGAUUGCUUAGCAGAAAUGAGCAGGAUGCCAGUCACACACUGUACAUGGUGGCAAAUCAGUUUUGGGUGGUAACCAUAUUCUAGUAGCUUACUACUUUUGUGCUUAAGCAGCUCUUUGAAAUUGGGCCCAGGUUCCAAUUGAUGGCUCCGUUUACUGUAGAAUUACGAGAUAAGCAGAGCCAUGAAAUUGGGCGCCGAUCUUUAUCAAGGGUCAACUUGAGAAAGUUAAUAUUAAUUCGAUUGCAGUUAUGGCUAGUAGUAUUGUACAAAACGUGUCUUAGAUUUGAUCGAGGUAGUGCGCCUACUUCAUUAGGACAAAUAGAAAGACAUAUAAUUUUGUAUUAUUAUUAUGUAAUAGUACAGUCUCCCAAGUUAAAUCGAGCUUCGCUUUAUACCAGAAACAUUUUAGUUAAUUGCGAAAUGUCCAAUGCUCGCCGAAGGUAGUAAGCAAUGAAUAUCUGACACGUCAAGAUAGUGAUUUUAUUUAUUUUGUUGUCGAGCCAACCGAUUAGAGAUUUUCGGACUGAAACUUGACGACACACGACUUGAGUGACGUACAAUUCAUCCGAAACAAAUGGAACUAUAGUGACUGUAAAGCCUCAUCCAGCAAAAUCAAUGCAAGUAAAAAUGUACCCGUAUUUCCCGCACAUAUCAAUCACUUCUCAAGUAGAGUCGAAAUUAUAAUGGCUACGUUAUGACAUCAAAACCGUCGUGAGUAAUGCAGACUGCUUUGAUAGUUGUGUUUGUUUGAGACACUAUUGGUAGUUACCGUUAUACCUCUCGAGAUCGCUCUGAGACUAGUUUAUUUUUGCGAGCAAGUUGAUUGUUGAGUUUGUUCAUUUUAAAAUCUACGUGACAGUUCUCUAGCAGAAUCUCGUGACAGUUCUCUAGCAGAAUCUUGUUUAUUUGUUCAAACACGGCUGGUUAAACAAGAAUUGCUAUACGAUCUAUGAAUCAUAAAUGUGUAUUUCUAAACCCAUCGCCGAUGUAUACAGUUUCACACGUUCCGAAACAUUCACAUUUCGUAAAUGUCGCAGCAAAGCAGAACAGCAUUAAAAAAAAAACUUGUAAAAGCUUACUUUUUUCCGAAUAAAAAUUCUUCAAGUUUUUGCUAUUAACUUCCGGACCUUUGUGCACAAAAUCUGAAGGCAGUAUUUUGUACCGCAUUUUUGUAUAGCUUGACUUGACACAAGACGAAUGACGUUGUAUACAGUGACAUGACAAGACGUAGUCUGCAAAAGUCUGACCAUUAAUUACUGCGGGAAUAUCAAACCUAACUGCGGACUCUUUAAACUUAAAACAAAGUACUUAAUUGUUUUUUAACAAAUGUAUUGUUUUACUUAUCUAAUGGUUAUUUAAAAUUAAGAAUGAGGAAUGACAUCGCCCCCUUGGCUUUUACCUACUAGUGUGAUACAUACUUACUGUUAAAACUUGUUAUUGUCAAGAAGUAUUUUUAAACGCAUCCCAAUUAUCCUUUGAACAAGAAUAGAAUUAUAAAACCAAUGGAUACGUACUCGCCGUGUCCAUUAUGUAAAUCAA